AUGUCCACAAACAAGCGUAAACGUGCUCGAAAAGCUUGCAAUCCGUGCCACCAGCGCAAGCGAAAAUGCGAUGGGGAGUAUCCGUGUGGAACGUGCUCCACCUACCAGUAUCAAUGCAGGUACGACGACGACAUCACCGGGACUGCGGAUCCCCCAGUCGCCAAGCGCGCUGUUCUCGAGGGACGUAACAUGCAGAUCCAACCCCCCGUGGUAAAUGAAGGCAGCCCGUCCACUGGCAAGAGCCCCGGCAUCUUCGAGGAGCACAAGUCCAGGUACACCGGCGCAUCGGCAGCCAUGGCCUUCCCGCAUAUAUUAGGCCUGGCUCUCGGGUCUGCCAACCCUCCCAAGAUCAAUUCAACUGCGUACAACUUUGGCAUCCGCCCGGAAGAGGCUUCCAACACGUAUGGUUUGCUGGACAGCCUGAUCUCCGAGGACAACCUCGCCUUUUACUCGGACGUGUACUUCUCUGCAAUGGGCUCCAUUGGAGAUGUCAUUGACCCCAGGAUCUAUGCUCAGCGGUGUCGCGAGUAUUAUCAUGGGCCCGGCAGUCCGCCGGUCGCCUUUGGUGCUAUAGCCGCUAGUGUUGCUGCAGUCGGAUCCUUCCUCUCUUCAGUUAGGUACUCCCGCGAGUCGGACCUACUACAGUACGCGAAAUCUAUUCUCGAUGAUCCGGCCUCGAUACGGAUGCUGAGCGUCGAUCAUAUCAUCGCGUGGGGCAUGCGGUUAUUCUAUCUCCGAGCCACAUCCCGGCCUAGUAGUGCCUGGGUCGCCUCCUGUACGCUUAUGCACCUCUGCGAAGUCGUCGGGCUGCAUAAGGAAGAAAACAUCCAACGUAUAGCGUCUGUCGCUAAUGCCGCUGCUCUUGGCCAUGAUGCGGACCGGCUGAGGCGUAUCUUCUGGAUCCUAUGGGCCGGACACCAGAUGCUGUCCUACGAGUGCGAUCGGUCGGCAGUGACAUUUGCAGCCGUGACUACGCAGGCGAUUAUUGCAACCCCAGGAUCUGUUGCCGACCAGUUUGUGCGAAUCAUCCAGAUUAUCCCGUCGCCGAACUCUCCGUUCCAACUUGACUCUCAGCCUUCAUCUCCAAGGGAGGAGCUAUCCGAGCGUCUUACGGCAUUGAGCAAACUAGAUUUCACGCAUUCGUUCUUAGUCGCCACCAAGGCGGACCUCGCAUUCUGUUUCUAUCGACGUAUCUACCAGUUCAAGGCAGGCAUCACGGAUGAAACCAUCCAGGUUGUCAUCGAUAGCGGUAGGGAUGGACUAGAGGCAGCUGAGCAGCUCGCCAGCCAAGGCCGUCUACUAUGGAAUGUUAUCGGCAGUGUCUUCCAGUAUACUUGUAUCUUGUUGGCCAUCGACACCCCAGCCUCGUCCGCCCACAUUCCUGCUGCUUUUAAGAGGCUGGAGAAUCUUGUCAGGGCAACGGAUACAGCACUCACCCGACAGGCACUCUCUAUAGCACGGCAUCUUCUCAGUCUUAAUAUAGCGAAGAAACGAAAGGAAAUUUCGCAGCUGGAGGCUGUCGAGGCAGGAUACGAAGCCUUUCAAACCCCACCGGAACCCGAGCCCAACACCACUGUGCCAGAUCUUGUUGGCUGGGGGGUGGACUGGGACCAGUUUCUCGUGGAGCCAUAUCUGUCGAUGUUUCCCGACAUUGAGAUGAUGUAA
Molecule: messenger RNA, 1665 nt
Organism: Penicillium hordei
Lineage: Eukaryota; Fungi; Ascomycota; Eurotiomycetes; Eurotiales; Aspergillaceae
Exons: 1
Coding region: 1-1665 (554 amino acids)
Biological process (GO): DNA-templated transcription; regulation of DNA-templated transcription; response to xenobiotic stimulus
Molecular function (GO): DNA binding; DNA-binding transcription factor activity, RNA polymerase II-specific; zinc ion binding
Source: RefSeq, a predicted model, not a curated record